This is a messenger RNA of Fraxinus pennsylvanica, 2394 nucleotides long. NCBI's taxonomy places the organism in Eukaryota, Viridiplantae, Streptophyta, Magnoliopsida, Lamiales, Oleaceae. The record is from the annotation of a GenBank genome assembly.
AUGCAACAAGGAAAGAUGUACUUUGCCAGCCUUGAUGAUUCGCCUAUGUUUCGGCAACAGCUCCAGUGUUUGGAAGAAAGUGCUGAGACAUUAAGAGAUAGGAGUCUGAAGUUCCAUAAAGGAUGUCGAAAGUACACAGACGGGCUUGGAGAAGCAUAUGAUAGGGACAUUUCUUUUGCAAAUUCCCUUGAAACUUUUUCAGGGGGGCAUAAUGAUCCAAUUUCUGUGGCAUUUGGAGGCCCUGAUAUGGCAAAAUGUGCAAUUGCUUUGAGGGAGAUUGGAACUUACAAGGAAAUUCUUCGAUCACAGGUGGAGCAUGCACUGAAUGAUAAAUUAUUACAAUUUGCCAAUGUUGAUCUUCAAGAUGUCAAGGAAGGUCGCAAGCGUUUUGACAAAGCUAAUGCUUCUUAUGACCAGGCUCGUGAAAAGUUUCUAUCAUUGAGGAAAGGUACGAGGAUGGACAUAGCUGCAUCCAUAGAGGAGGAACUUCAGAAUGCAAGGUCGACUUUUGAGCAAGCUCGCUUUGGUCUGGUUGGUUCUCUUUCGGCUGUUGAGGCAAAGAAGAGGUUUGAAUUAUUAGAGGCUGUUGGCAGUACAAUGGAUGCUCAUCUUCGUUAUUUUAAACAGGGCUAUGAGCUAUUGCAUCAAAUGGAGCCUUACAUCAAUCAGGUCUUGGCUUAUGCCCAACAUGCAAGACAAAAUUCCAAUUAUGAGCAGGCAGCUCUCAAUGAACAGAUGCAAGAUUACAAAAGAAAGAUUGAUCAAGAAAGUCGGCGGUCUUCCAUUGGUCCUCAUGGUUAUCCAAAUGUGGAUGUCAUACAACCUUUUUCAAGAAGUUCUCAUAAAAUGAUAGAAGCUGUGAUGCAUUCUGGUGCUGAGGGCAAGGUACAAACAAUCAAACAAGGAUAUCUCUCAAAACGUUCCUCCAAUUUGAGAGGCGACUGGAAGAGAAGAUUCUUUGUUCUUGAUAACCGAGGAAUGCUUUAUUAUUACCGCAAACAAUGGAGCAGAUCAACUUUUCAUGGAUCUGGCAGUCAGUUUCCCAUGCAUAGAAGUUCUCCCUCUGAACAGAGUACUGGGCUGUUGGGUCGGUGGCUCUCUUCCCAUUACCAUGGUGGUGUACAUGAUGAAAAAUCUGUUGCACGUCACACGGUGAACCUGCUUACAUCAACAAUAAAAGUUGAUGCAGAGCAGUCGGAUCUGAGAUUCUGCUUCAGGAUAAUUUCUCCAACAAAAAUUUACACUUUACAGGCUGAGAAUGCAUCCGACCAAAUGGAUUGGGUUGAAAAAAUAACUGGAGUUAUUUCUUCUUUGCUCAGUUUCCAGUCACCUGAUAGGCAAUUCUGUUCUAGCCCAGCAAGUGAGAGUAGUUCCCUCGGAAGUCCAGAUCAUGAUCAAAGGACCAUUGAAGAAUAUACACCUGAGAAGGAGAUUUCAUCAAGAAAUAUUAUACGAUCAUCCAGAAGUUCCCAACAGUUGCAUUACAACAUGAAAAAUGAGAAGCCAGUUGACAUAUUACAAAGAUUACCCGGAAAUGAUAAAUGUGCUGACUGUGGUGCACCUGAACCAGAUUGGGCUUCCUUAAAUCUUGGUAUUCUUAUAUGUAUAGAAUGUUCUGGCGUCCACCGUAAUCUUGGCGUACAUAUAUCUAAGGUGAGAUCCUUAAUACUUGAUGUGAAAGUGUGGGAACCUUCUGUCAUAACUUUGUUUCAGGCAUUAGGUAAUGUCUUCGCGAACUCGAUAUGGGAGGGAUUAUUGCAAGCAAGAAGAACCAUGCAGGCUGAUGAAAUACCAAUGCGCCAUUUUGAAUCUGACAAACACAAACAGUUCUUUAGUAAACCAAGCCAUGAUGAUCAUAUUUCGAUCAAGGAGAAGUUCAUUCACGUGAAGUAUGCAGAAAAACGUUUUGUACACAAAAUAAAGGACAGUACUCAUCUUCUCUCAGUUGCUGAACAGUUGUGGGAAAGUGUUGGUACAAAUGACAAAAAAGCAGUAUACCGCCUAAUAGUCAUAUUUGAAGCAGAUGUCAAUGCAAUUCAUGAUAAUGGUUCUUCAAGAUCCUCAUACCGAGAAGGAGAAAAUGAGGAUCGAGUCAUUCAUGAAGGUUUUGAUGGUUGUUCCCUGCUUCACCUGGCCUGCCAAACUUGUGAUAUUGGCAUGGUAGAGCUGCUCCUGCAGCACGGGGCAAAUGUUAAUGCUUGUGAUUUGAGGAAUCAGACACCACUGCAUCACAGUAUCAUGCGGGGAAGAAUUGGAAUUGCAAAAUUUUUACUCACGAGGGGAGCCAAUCCACAAGCUGUUGACAAAGAAGGUAAAACUCCUUUGCAGAUUAUUGCAGAAUCCGAUGUCGAUGAUGUUGAGCUCAUUGCUCUUUUAAAAACUGCAAAUAGAUAG